Messenger RNA from Myotis lucifugus (little brown bat), 2496 nucleotides. Its product is annotated as protein Daple-like. The record is from RefSeq and is a predicted model, not a curated record. Gene Ontology annotation, molecular function: dynein light intermediate chain binding; microtubule binding. The transcript has 14 exons. NCBI's taxonomy places the organism in Eukaryota, Metazoa, Chordata, Mammalia, Chiroptera, Vespertilionidae. Gene Ontology annotation, cellular component: cytoplasm; centrosome. Gene Ontology annotation, biological process: cytoplasmic microtubule organization; cytoskeleton-dependent intracellular transport. The coding region runs from base 1078 to 2496 and encodes 472 amino acids.
GGGCUUCCCGACCCAAGUCCUCCGUGUCGGACCGGGACCCUCCUCAGCCACAGGGUUCGGCUCAGACAGAAAGUCCCCGAGUUGUAGUAAAAGCCACGGCCCCGGCCCCCGGCAGCAGGUCAGGCGUCCGCUGGACGGGGCGCCGGAGGUCGUUGUCCGCUUCCCCGUCAGCCUUCCCCGUGGCGGGAAGGACGCCGGGAAGGACGCGCUGCGGGGCCUCAUCACGGUGCCUCGGGCGCAGAGCGAGGAGCUCUCCAGGGCGUGCCUCCAUGAGGCUCCAGGUGUGCGGUGACAGCAGCGUCCACGUGGGGCCCAGAGUGGGUCACGCCCCUGAGCUGCUCUCCAGUCAUUUAUCCAUCAGACACCAGGUCUCUGCAGAUCUGCAUGCAAGUCCCAUCGGAACCAAUGUGCGAGCUUAACAACUUCAGCAACAUGAACGGUAUUGCUCGUUUUAAAUGCUCCACUGAUGAUAGUUUAUAUUGAAGACAUCAAAUACGUUCAAAAUUUCAGGUCAGAGCUCCCUUUCUGGAGGCCGUGGUGAGGAAGUUUGAUGACGUCUAUGGAAAGGGAAGCGAGGGCAAAGAGUGUGACAACCUGUUCACCAUCAUUGCCCAUUUGUAUGACUUCCACGUGGCAGUCUCUUCUCAUAUUCGACAUUUUGGAAAAACUUACUGGGAAUUUCACAGAGAAAGAUAUGGAACUGAUCCUAUUAAUGCAGAGAAAUGUGGGCUUUUCUUUGAGAAAAGAUGAUGUUUUGUCCCUGGAAGUGAUCAAAGAGACCCAGGCCAAAGCCAUCGGGGCAGGCGGCAAGUUCCAGGACAAGACCAGGAUUCGCUUUAUGCUGGAAAUGAUGUUGGUCCUGAAGAGCGAUGACAUGCAGAGGAUUCUGGGCUUUGACCCUGAGCCUGUAGAGAAACUGAGGAAAUUGCAAAGAGCUUUGGCAGUUGACUGGUGGAGUUCAGGUGUUCUAAUGUAUGAACUAUUCACAGUUGAUGGGGAGAAGAAUUUCGGAGGUGAGCCCUCUAGGAUCGUGGACACAUCCCCCAGCAGCUCCUCAAGGAGCUGCUGGGGGACAGCAUGGCCCUCGAGGCUGAACAGGUCCAGAGGAUGAACCAGCCCGCCCACCUGAGCUGGGAGCUGGAGCAGCAGUCAGAAGCCUCCAGCCAUAUUGUAGAGUUGAAAAGAGAAAACAAGGGCACGGUACAGGAGCUGCGGGGUGCCUCCAUCGCACUGCAGGAAAGCAGCAUUAAGUACAUGGAGCUGAAAGAGGAGAACCAGCAGCUCCGAAAGCAGAUGGAGGAGUUGCGGUUGCAGCUAUUGCAGGAAAAGGACAACAGCCAGGAGUGGGAGAGCCUCACUGAGGAGCUCGUUAAAGCCCUAGAGCAGCUGCACCAUGAGGUUGACACCCUGAAGGCAGACGGAGCCCUGCAGAUGUUAGAGUUGGAGAGGCAACUCCAAAAAGAAAAGGACAACAACCAGAACUUAGAGAACAUCAAUAAGGAGCUAUUGAAUGACCUAAAGCAGGUGCUCGAUGCGGUAGACACCGUAGAGGCGGAGGCCCCACAGCAGCUGGACCCUUCCAUUCUGGCCUCCAAGAACCAGCAGGCGGCCAAGGAGAGGGAGUGGGAGGAGCUGUACGAGCUGCUGGAGCAGCUGAUUGAAGUCCAUGAGGCCCUGCUGCAGGACCACGCAUGCCUGGGGGUGCUCCAUGACCAGCUGUCUGGGCAGUACCAGGCCCUCGUGGAGGAGCACAGCCGCCACAAGACCCUGCUGCGCGGUUCCCUGGAAAUGGAGAGCAAGGUGUUCAGGCUUAGAGAGCAGGACCAGCGCCAACAUGAGGAAUCCCUGCAGGAGCUGAGGAAGCUCCUGAACACCCAGAGGGCGGCUCUGAAACAGGAGCAGGAGGCGAACACCCUGGCCGCCCAGGAGAAGGAGAGGCUGCAGCAGGAACUUGACAGAGCCAACUUCUGGAACCGGCUGGUGAAGAGGGAGCAGGAGGAGCUGCGCACCCAGAGCAAAGACAUGCAAACAUCUCUCGAGAAGCUGCAGCAGGAAGUGAGGCUCUGGCAGGCCCGGUACGAAGGGGCGAAGGAGGACCUGCAGAGCAUGGAAAUCUCGGUGAAGAAGCUGAGCAGCCAGUGCGAGGUGCUCUCCAGUGUGAAGGAGAAUUUGGAAGAGGAAAAAGAUCACCUCAAGAGCCAGAUUGACACAUUGGCCAACAGGAACAGUCGGCUUAUAAAGGAGAUUGAGGAAAAUAAACAGCACAUGAACAAGCGCUGGAUUGGAGCCAGAACCUUCAUCAAAUUCUUCAAACGCAAAAACAACGGUUCUGGAGAACCAGCGGAGCCGACCCCAGACAGCCCUCCCGGGCCCCCGGAGGCCACGCCAUCAUGCUCAUACCGGAUGGAAGAGCGAGAUGCCCCCAGCAGACCACCUCCAGAAGCUGCUUUGGUCCCUGAAGAUGCUGAACCCGCCUGGGGCACCAGCAGUGAGUAG